GUUUUGACAAUGAAAUCAGUCGCAGCAGCUCAGGCAGAGGAGCUCGGAAGCGCAGCGACUUCUUGCAACUUUUCCUCGAGUUUGGAGGAGCUGAGAUGAGGAGCAGAGCCGGAGGCUUUUCCCACUGAACACACGAGAGUGGAGAUCUCCAGGUGGCCGUCAUGUCUCUGUGGAUGAUCCUUCCUGUCAGCCUGCCCGUCUUCACCAUCGCUGGAAUAUGGGUUGUAUAUGCGAUGGCCCUGUACAACCAGCACGUCUGCCCUGUGCAUAACUGGCUUUAUAAUGAGUCAUGCGAGGAGCAGCUUCCAUUACAGAGGGGUCCUGUUCUGUGCUGCACCCUGGACAACAUACCACUCAUCAGUAAAUGUGGAACUCUCCCACCUGAAAGCUGCUUUUUCAGCCUCAUAUGCAGCACUGGAUCCUUCAUGGUGAUGCUGAUUGGCCUGCUGCGUUAUGCUCAUGUGAUAGAGAAGCACCAGAACUGUAUUCUCAACACGGCCGGCCUCUCGACCGCGUGGAUCUGCGCUGCUGGCCUCAUCAUGGUGGGAAACUUCCAGGUGGAUUUUGCCAAAGUCCUCCACUACGUUGGCGCCGGAGUGGCCUUCCCCUCCAGCAUGCUGUUUGUGUGUCUUCAGUCGGCUCUGACCUACAGACUGGCCAAGACCCAGGAGGAGUACCGAAUAGGUCACUUACGUGUGGGGAUGGCCCUGCUGGCACUGAUCGCCCUGGUGCUCAGUGGAGUUUUCUUUUGCCAGGAGAGCUUCGCCCUGCAGCACGCCUCCGCCAUCUUUGAGUGGAUCUACUGCAUGCUCAUCAUGCUCUUCUACGGGACUUUUGCCUUCGAGUUCGGGGGCAUGUCGGGGGACACCCUGAUGGUCCUGUCCAGAGGAGGGGGAGUACAAAGCUUCUCCACCUCUGAACACAAGACAGAGGUGGGCGGCGGCUCCAACCACCACCAGCCUGAGAGCUUAUCGGUGCUGUAACCAAACUGAAGCGUGCUUCAGCAUCCCUGGAGGUCAAAGGGCAACAUACAUGGGCCAAUCUGGAAGACCCCAACACGGAGUCUAGAGCCUGGAAGCUGCAUCCUGCAUAUCCUCACGCUCACUAUUGCACACAGCGACGGUGCCAAAGCUGUUCUGCUCAGCAGUGACCAAAGACUUUACAGACUUCACUGACUUCUAUCCUGCUUUGCAAAAGUGCAGGCUACACUGCACAAACGUUGCACAAUGUUGUAAGUGCCUUUCUGAACACAAAGGCCAGCAAAGAGAUGCACAUGUACACACACACGCACACAGUCCUCGCUGUUUGUUUUAAUUCUCUUAAUGAAAUAAUCACUCUCUGAAUUCUUGGCUGAAGUUGCCUUUUAUCAGAUUGAACGUUCUGAAAGGGCCUCAGAUGUUGCUCCUCGCCGAGCAGAAAGCAGUUUGUUUUAAUGUUUAGACGUUCAGACCCAGAGCUCUGCAUUGUUUUUUACUCAGGAAGUUUUGUUACAUAAUCAGCUUUUGCCCUUUACCCCACCAGUAAGGUGAAGUUUUCCAAAAACCUUUGACAAUAGAUGGAAAGUUAUUGUGUAAAAGAAUAAUUUGUUUCUUUCAACGUAGUUUAAAUGUUGUACUUUGUUAAAUCAUUUGUGUUUUUGCCCCAAAUUAUGUCUGCCCUUAUGUUGGACAAUUUCUUAUGUUUUUCACAAGUUUAUCUUGUAAUUAAAGUUAUGAUAUCCACAGAAACGUCUUUAUGGCAAUAUGGCCCAAGUAGCUGUCUCAUAUUGCCCAGAUAAGCUCUGUUGUAUAUUUUGUUGUAUCUCACUUCAGCUCUUUACCAAAAAAACUUGUAUCAGUGCUCUCAGUAACAGCGACAGGUUUAAUGGGACCAAACCUUUCAGUAAGGAGCGAUGUUGUCAUGCUGUAAUUUGAUCAUAUAUAGAAAUACUUUUCCAAGAAAAUAAUGUUCAAUAAUGUAUGCAGAGAACAAAAGAAUUAAAGCAAAUAGGAAAAAUA
This is a messenger RNA of Siniperca chuatsi (mandarin fish), 1997 nucleotides long. Its product is annotated as transmembrane protein 150A-like. The coding region runs from base 162 to 983 and encodes 273 amino acids. NCBI's taxonomy places the organism in Eukaryota, Metazoa, Chordata, Actinopteri, Centrarchiformes, Sinipercidae. The record is from RefSeq and is a predicted model, not a curated record. The transcript is spliced from 8 exons.